This is a messenger RNA of Portunus trituberculatus (swimming crab), 1549 nucleotides long. RefSeq lists its product as uncharacterized. NCBI's taxonomy places the organism in Eukaryota, Metazoa, Arthropoda, Malacostraca, Decapoda, Portunidae. Bases 46 to 1353 code for a protein of 435 amino acids. The transcript is spliced from 2 exons. The record is from RefSeq and is a predicted model, not a curated record.
UCAGAUAGAGCUGUUGAAACUGGUUCACAGCCAGAAACGGAAGCUAUGGAGGAGGAAAGUAUGUGCCCUACCAAGAAGAUUGCAGUUGUGGAUGGAAUGGUGCUUGUGCACAAGAUGACUAAGAAACCCUCAACAGUCAUCACUGUUAGAGACCUGAGCCUCAGUUUCUAUGAAAGGCUGAUGACCCUUACACAGGAAUUUGAUGAAAUCAUUCUGGUUUUCGACACAUACAAGUCAAAUUCCCUGAAGAAUGCAACAAGACAGAAGAGACUCCAAGGGAAGGAUCCAGUUCAGUACCAAGUAAGAGAUGAGACAAGCAUCAAGCACAUACCCAUGAGUAGGUUCCUAUCACAUGACAAGACGAAGGCUGACCUGACAGAAUACCUGGCAAGAAAGACACUUGAUUACAGCAAAGACUCUUCCAAGCUGAUCAUCACUUCAGCAUCUGGAGUAACCAGAAGUAACAAAGAUGUUGGAAUCUUUGAUGACAAUAACCACGAGGAAGCAGACACAUUAAUGAUAUGUCUAGCAGUAUCUGCAUCAAGAAGAAACCAAGGUGAUAUACAGCUGAGAUUCUUCUCCCCUGACACUGAUGUGUUUGUACUGGCAAUUGCCAACUAUGAUUUGCUGCCUAAGUAUACAUCUAUCUCAAUGGUGUCUGGGAUCCUACAGAUCCAGCCUUUCUGGGAUACUCUUGGUAACAAGAAGGCAAAGGCAUUACCAGCUUUCCAUGCCUUUUCUGGUGCAGACAAUACAGGAAGAUUUGCAGGAAUAGGCAAGGCCACAUGGCUGAAAAUUUAUCUAUUAGCUGAUGAUGAUAUCAUUGAAGCUCUGAGGAUGCUAGGCAAUGACAGUGAAGUUACAGAGAAAUGGCAGAAGAGUUUGGCUAGAUUUGUGUGUGCAGCUUAUUCUCCAAAAGGAAUCAACAUCAGAAGUAUUCCAGAGCUGAGAUGGCACAUGUUCUGCAAAUACAUGGCAGACAGUGACAAGCUUCCCCCAACAGUUGGUGCCCUCAAGCAACACAUUCUGAGGGCCCAUGCUCAGGCUCGUGUCUGGGACCAGGCAGCCAUCCCACAACAAGAACUGUUGGAUCCACUAGAGAAUGGCUAUUACAAAGAUAACAAAGGUAUGAUGAAACCCAUUACCACAGAAGUUCCUCCUGCACCCGAGGCCAUUAUUGAGAUGGUGAGAUGUCACUGCAAGAGCGACUGUUCUUCACAGAGAUGCUCCUGUCGAUCAAAGAACUUGCGGUGCACUGAUCUUUGUCUCUGUACUAACCAGUGUGAAAAUGAUGAAGAUUCACAAGCUGAUAUUCAUGGUUCAGAUGACAGUGAUAGUGAUAAUGAUGAAUGAGACUAUACUUUCAGGAAAGACUACCUAUACUGUUCCUAUUUCAGACAUUAAAUUGUGUUUUACGAAUGACACAUUUAUAAGCAAAGAUUUACGUCGGUUACAUGUUAAGAUAUCAAUCGUUUGAUGCUCAAUUUUAUAAUUUUUCAUACUGGAUAUACCAUGUAUACAUUGCUUACAUAUUAAACAGGUAAAUUUU